Messenger RNA from Jatropha curcas, 1568 nucleotides. RefSeq names its product carboxylesterase 1. The record is from RefSeq and is a predicted model, not a curated record. Gene Ontology annotation, molecular function: hydrolase activity. NCBI's taxonomy places the organism in Eukaryota, Viridiplantae, Streptophyta, Magnoliopsida, Malpighiales, Euphorbiaceae.
AACAAGUAUAGUUUUAUUAUGAGUAUAUAUAUAGUUGAUGGAUAGAAUAUUUACUAAUUUCAACAAGAGGUUCUAUUACAAGUCAUUGUCAUGAAUGACUGCAACUCCAUCACGCAGCAAAGAAACAAAGGAUCUAAUUAAGAAAACAACUAUGCAAGUUCAAAACAGUAGUUCUAAAUUCUUCUUGACUUGGUGAAACAAUGGCAGAAGAUGGAAACGCACAAGUACCUCAACAGUUGAACUUCCAACCGGAGAUUCUUCAACAAGGGAACCCACAAGGAGGAGAUAACGGGAUAGUCCAACAGCAAGAUCAAGCUGAAGGAGGCGAAAAUUUCCAAACAGAAAAUGUUCAAGGAGACUACCCUCCAUCAGAUUCCAUCACCGAUCCCUACAAGUACCUCCGUAUCAUCCCGGCCUCUGACGGCACCAUUACUCGCUUGCCGGAAAUUCCAAUUCCAAACCUCUUAUCUGCAUCUGAUUCACACCCAAUGCCCAUUCUCACCAAAGACCUCACCAUCAACCAAUCAAAUGAAACAUGGGCCCGUAUAUUCCUACCCAAGCAAACACAAGACCAUUCCUUCCACACCAAACUUCCACUCAUAGUUUGGUUCCAUGGAGGAGGGUUCAUCCUCUUCAGUCCAGUUUCAACCUUUUAUCAAGAUUUCUGCGCAAUUAUGGCUAUUCAACUAUCUGCUGUUGUUGUCUCUAUUAAGUACCGCCUCGCACCCGAGCACCGCCUCCCUGCAGCCUACGAGGACGCUGUGGAGGCGGUGCGCUGGAUUAAAACCAUUCCAGAUGAGUGGUUAAGAGACUCUGCUGAUCUCAACAACUGUUUUCUUAUGGGGAGUAGUGCCGGCGCUAAUAUAGCUUACCAUGCUGGACUAAAGCUGGCGGCGACAAUGGAUGAUCAUUAUCUGCAGCCUUUAAAGAUCAGAGGGUUGAUAUUGCAUCAACCUUUCUUCGGUGGGUCCAGGAGGAUUGAAUCGGAGUUGAGAAUGGUUAAUGAUCCCCAUCUGCCGCUUUGUUGUGCUGAUCUGAUGUGGAAGUUGGCUUUGCGAAUUGGAGCUGACCGUGAUCAUGAAUAUUGCAAUCCGACAGUAGAGGGUGGUUCAAAUGCGUUGACGAAGAUGAAGGAGUUAGGGUGGAGAAUAUUGGUUGAUUGGGGUGAUAAAGACCCACUGAUGGACCGUCAUGAGGAAUUCGUGAACAUGCUGCAAGAGAAGGGUAUACAAGUGGUAAGCCAAUUUUUUAAGGGACAUUGCCAUGGGAUAGAGCUUGUUGAUCCCUCCAAAUGCAACGCCCUGAAUUCUGCCUACAAAUCUUUCAUUUCAUGUUCUCUUAAUAUUGAAAGAAAUUUUUUUUAAAAAAAAAUGUUAUUUUCUUCCUUCUAGUAAGAAAGUUGAGCUUUAAAUAUUACGAAGCCCAUCAAAAGCAGGGCCGAGUUUGGACUGAGCUUCAUAACCACAUGUAUUAAUUAUUAUCCGUCUCAAAAAUUAAAAAAAACAUAGAAUGGUACUAUUAAUUUGAUAUUUAUUUAGGUAAUUUUAGUAGAUGUCAUAUUUUUGAAA